Phycomyces blakesleeanus NRRL 1555(-) is the source of this 390-nucleotide messenger RNA. RefSeq lists its product as hypothetical. Lineage: Eukaryota; Fungi; Mucoromycota; Mucoromycetes; Mucorales; Phycomycetaceae. The coding region runs from base 1 to 390 and encodes 129 amino acids. The record is from RefSeq and is a predicted model, not a curated record. The transcript is spliced from 2 exons.
AUGGCUGUAUCAAGCAAUACAAGUGAUGGCUGUAACCAUUAUUGUUCUUUUAUAGCUAUCCCGCAUUUUAUGUCACUUUCAUAUGUUUUAUUCCAUAUCGGUAUCCUCUUCGUUCAGUUUAUGCAUCACAAACUCGUCGGACCAUUACAACUGGUUGUGAGGGAUAUAGCUAGUGGAGCGAAAUUAAGUGACAGGGAGAAAUCCGCCCUCCAGCAGUCAGUAUUAAGUGCUUCCAUAAAUGUUUUGGUAAUAGUGGCAGAAAGGGUAGGAAAAGUGGGUCGAGAGGUUAAAAUGAUCCAAUUUAUCGGCGAUGACGGUGUAGUCACUUGUAAGAAUGCGGAACAAACCCUUUCAAAUGACUUUUCUCCACGGUGUUGCAGGCUUCCAUAA